Molecule: messenger RNA, 4539 nt
Organism: Sphenostylis stenocarpa
Lineage: Eukaryota; Viridiplantae; Streptophyta; Magnoliopsida; Fabales; Fabaceae
Source: the annotation of a GenBank genome assembly
AUGGCUACGGCGGGUGAAGAAGGGCUUGAAUACGAGAGUGAUCCCGAAGAGGCUAUGAGAUCGCUCGCAUUGAGGAGAAGGCGCGAGGCCAGUGAUGAUGAGGAAGGCGACACCGAAGCUGACGGAAGAAUCGCUGCCGGUGGUCGCCGGGUUACCCAGUCCGAUGAUUCCGACGGCGAGGGUGGCGUGGCAGAUUAUGACGACGAAGAAGAAUUGGAAGAAGAAGAGGAAGAGGAGGAGGAGGAGGAAGAAGAAGAGUUGUUAGAAGAAGAAGAAGAUGAGGGUAGGGUUGGAAGGGAAGGAGGUGCUAAUGGUACAGUGGUUAAGGACUCGGAUGCUGAUGGGAAAGGCCCUUUGGAUGAAUCAUUGAAUGGAGAUGAUGAAGAGAAGAAGGAGAAUGAACCGUUUGCGGUGCCCACUGCUGGAGCAUUUUAUAUGCACGAUGAUCGCUUCAGGGAUAAUGCCGGUGCACGCCACAGGCGCAUGCGUGGUGGAAGGAGACUCUGGGAGUCCAAGGAUGACAGGAAGUGGGGACAUGAUAAGUUUGAAGAAAUUACUCUACAAGAAAGGCACUACAAAGAGGGUAGAAGACCUUCUAAGGGUAGUUAUCGAGGUCGUGGAGGUAAAACACGAGGUGUUGAUCGCAGUGGGGCAUAUGUUCGAGGUAACAGAAAAGGGUAUGAAAACAGAGGCAAUCAAACUCAGGCACCAAAGAGUGUUGUGCGAGGGAGAGGACCCCGUAGGUAUGAGCCUACUAACAAGAGCAAUGAUUCAGCAUCCCAGGUGCAAAAUAAACAAUAUGGGAAGCAGCCAGAGAAAGUUUCACAUGCUGGUCCAGGGAAAGCCUUCACUCCUGUCUCCAAUUUAGAGCCUGAUCCUGUACCUUCCAAGAAACAGGUGUUUGCAUCAAAUUUGAAUUAUGCAUCUCCUCCUUUCUACCCUUCAAGUUCUUCCAACAAAGAUACUAGUGUGACACCAAAAGGGGACAUCCAAACUGGUGCUGCAACCAGGAACGUUCGGCCUGGGGUUGUGGAUGAGGGUUUUUUGGUCCAACAAAACAAUGCACUUUUUCGGGGAAAGAAUGUUGUCGAUCAUGUUAGCAUGGAGAAGUUGUAUAUUGAUGGGCCUGGCGCUCCAUCUGUUGGAAAGGCUUUUAACAAUUUGCAUAUUCCCCCACCUGGAUCUUCUGGAGUUAAUGCUUCUCAGUCUACUAAUCCAAGAGGUACUGGGAGGGGUGGAGGAGUACCAGUGCACAUGAAUUAUCAGCCUGCUGCCUCUCAUAAUCAAACUAGUAAAAUUGAUCCAACACAACUCCAGGCUAUUCAGAGAACUGUUCCGGGGCGAACUUCACCUUCUGUGCAAGCCCCUGCUCCACAGUUGGGUCAUCGACCAGGUAGUGGGUCUCAAGUUUCAUCUCCCCCCAACACAUCCGCUGCAAUUAGUUCAUUGGAUUCUGGAGAAACUGAUGCAGCUUCAGAAUCAGGUAAAUUGAAGGGUGCAUUAGUUGGGAAGGGGAGGGGAGCUUCUCAGGGUAGUGGAAGGGGCUCUUUUGUUUAUGGUGGAAAUAUGAGCACUGCUGGAAAUAUCAGUGGUAGUCAUGGAGAUCAGAACUUCCCAACCUUUCUGCCAGUUAUGCAAUUUGGAGGGCAGCAUCCUGGUGGCAUAGGAGUUCCUGCUGUUGGCAUGGCAUUCCCUGGAUAUGUUGCUCAGCCUCAACUUGGUUUGGGUAACUCGGAAAUGACAUGGCUACCAGUUUUGACUGGGGCAGCAGGAGCUUUAGGGGCGGCAGGAGCUUUAGGGGCAGCAGGUGCUUUAGGGGCUACAUACUGUCCACCAUAUCUCACUGUUGACGGUGCUUACCAUGCACGACAAUCAGGGCAGACAUCUGCAACAGCUACUUCAAGCAAGGAAAAUAAUGUGAAUAAAGCUAAUAAUGAGUGGAAGGCACCACCAAAAUCUGAGCCUGUAAAUGAUGAGUUUGGACAGCGGCAUAAUAAGCCCCGCAGAUACUCGGAGAUGAACUUUGGGCAGCCUUCUUCCUACCGGUCCUUUGUCCUCCAAGCUUUUGUUCUGGAGUACCUUGGGCAGCGAUAUGUGGUAGUUGCUUGUGUAAUUGUGCGAUUUUUCUUGCGUUUUGCUUUGGUUAAGCUCGUGAGAAACAUAGGCAGGCUUUUCUACAACUAUGUAUGUGGGAAAAGAACGACGAUUGUUUUGCAGCAACUGAUUGCUCGUGGAGUUGAAAAUUUAUCUUGUAAAUGGUUUCUUAUUCUUAUGUCAAAGGGGUGGGACCCGGGUCAAACCGCAAAGAGACCGUUGGAUUGGUCCAACGGCCAGACUCUCAGGGUGAGACUACCGACGCAGCAGUGUAGUGACCGUGGGAGUGAAAUUGAGAAAGAUGGCACGUGUGUGAAGGACGCACGUUUGAAGAAGCUAAUGGAGGAAACCAUCAAUAGAGGGGAAUUUCAGCCUAAUUUGGCUAAACAGACUUCAUUGAGAUUAGGUGGCAGUGUUAAAUCAACGUUAUCAGGAAGAUCAACUCCGCGAAAUUCGCCUUCAUUUCGGCGACUGAAUUCUGGCCGCACACCAAGAAAGGAAGGAAGGAGCAGUGUAGGCGGCACACUGUGGUUUCGGAGCAAUCGUUUACUUCUUUGGUUGCUUCUAAUUACCCUCUGGGCUUAUCUUGGAUUUUUUGUUCAGUCCAGAUGGGCUCAUAGUGAUAAGAAGGAGGAAUUUUCUGGCUUUGGAACUGGGCCGCGAAAUACUGGCUCAGACGCUGAACAGGUUCAGCGUCGUGAUUUGCUUGCUAAUCAUAGUUCAUUGUCUGCUAACAAUGAGACUGAUGCUAAUAUAGCAGGGACUAGUAAAACUAUAAAUGUAGCUUUGGCCAAGAAAGGCAAUGAUGUUCCAUCUCAUCGUAAAACAAGCUCAAAGAAGAGGAGCAAGAGAAGACGUGCUUUGAAAGGUAAAUCAAGUCGUAAGCUGAAACCAACUACAGAAGUUAAGAACGGUGAUAUAGAGGAGAAGGAGCCAGAAAUUCCUACAAACAAUAGUACAUAUGGAUUGCUUGUUGGUCCGUUUGGCCCAAUGGAGGAUAGGAUUCUGGAAUGGAGUCCAGAGAGACGUUCUGGGACAUGUAACAGGAAGGGGGACUUUGCACGUAUGGUUUGGUCCAGAAGAUUUAUCUUGAUAUUCCAUGAGCUUUCCAUGACUGGAGCUCCACUUUCAAUGAUGGAGUUGGCAACAGAACUUUUGAGCUGUGGGGCUUCGGUUUCAGCUGUUGUGCUUAGCAAGAAAGGUGGUUUGAUGUCAGAGCUUGCUAGGAGACGGAUCAAGGUGCUUGAGGACAAAGCUGAUCUCAGCUUCAAAACUGCAAUGAAGGCUGAUCUUGUCAUUGCUGGUUCAGCUGUCUGUGCAUCAUGGAUUGAACAAUAUAUCGAACGUUUUCCUGCUGGUGCAAGCCAAGUUGCCUGGUGGAUUAUGGAAAAUCGACGAGAGUACUUUGAUCGAUCAAAAGAUGUAUUGGACAGAGUAAAAAUGUUGGUUUUUCUUUCUGAAUCACAAUCUAAACAGUGGCAGAAGUGGUGUGAAGAGGAAAGCAUAAAACUGAGAUCCUACCCUGAAAUUGUUCCAUUGUCUGUUAAUGAUGAGCUGGCGUUUGUAGCUGGUAUUCCUUCCACACUUAACACUCCAUCCUUUAGUACUGAGAAAAUGGUUGAGAAAAGGCAGUUAUUGCGAGAAUCAGUCCGAAAAGAAAUGGGCCUAAAUGAUAAUGACAUGCUUGUAAUAUCUCUUAGUAGCAUCAACCCUGGGAAGGGCCAGCUAUUGCUUCUUGAAUCAGUAAGCUCGGUACUUGAGCAAGGACGGUUGCAAGAUGAUAAGAAAAUAAAAAAAGUAUCAAAUAUAAAGGAAGGCAUAUCUACUCUGGCUAGAAAGCAUCGUAUUAGAAAAUUGUUGCCGUUGUUGAAGAAUGGAAAAGUAGCUUCCAAUGAAAUUUCAAGCAAUUCUUUAAGCAGGAGGAAACAAGUUUUACCUAAUGACAAAGGAACAAUUCAACAAUAUCUCAAACUUCUUAUUGGUUCUGUUAGAUCAAAGAGUAACAAGGCGGAGUAUGUUAAAAGUCUUCUAAGUUUCUUAGAACAACAUCCAAACAUCUCAAAAUCAAUUUUUUGGACUCCAUCCACAACUCGGGUUGCCUCACUUUACUCUGCUGCCGAUGUUUAUGUUAUAAACUCUCAGGGGCUAGGAGAAACAUUUGGGCGUGUGACUAUAGAAGCAAUGGCGUUUGGUCUUCCGGUUCUUGGCACGGAAGCUGGGGGAACACAGGAGAUUAUUGAGCACAAUGUUACAGGUCUUCUUCAUCCUGUUGGACAUCCAGGGAAUCUUGUUCUCUCACAGAAUCUUCGGUUUUUACUCAAAAACCAGUUGGCAAGGAAGCAAAUGGGAGUGGAAGGAAGAAAGAAGGUGCAGAGGAUGUAUUUGAAGCAACACAUGUAUAAUAAAUUUGUAGAGGUUAUUGUCAGGUGCAUGAGAAGCUCAUGA